AUGGGUCGUAGAAAACUUGUUUUAAAACUCUUAGAGAAGGAGAAAACUCGAAGUAUAACUUUUCAGAAGAGAAAGAAGGGUCUGAUGAAGAAAGCUCUCGAGUUCUCCACCCUUUGUGGUGUUGAUACCUGCAUGAUCAUCUAUGGGCCUAAACUAUCCAAGCAGCCCGUGGAGCUUGGUACCUGGCCCGAGGACCAUGAUCAAGUGAAGCGCGUUAUCGAGCUGUAUAAGACCGAUACAAAGCUUAAACCUACAAGGGUAUCCUUCGAUUUGUCUGACUUUUUCAUAGACAGGAAGAAGAAGGUCAACGAUGAGACUUCAAGGCUGCGAAAGAAUAUUUUCGAGGCCAGGUACCCAACAUGGGAUGAUCGCAUUGAAAUGUUAUCCGAGGAUCAACUAAGGGCGGUUCUUGACGUUAUGGACACAAAGCUUGAAGCUGCGGGGAUGAGAAUUAACAGGAUGAAAGGAAAUGAUCAGCAUAUGAUGGUCGGAAAACCAACAUCAGCGAUGGUUGUCAGCCAUGGUCCUCAGCCGCCGGCCGAACUAAUCCGAAACCAAUUUAAUAGCAUGCAAGCCUUGUGCCAAGACCAGCUGUUUGACUUUCCUAUAAAGUCACUUGAUCAUGCUCAGUGGCCCUCUCACAUGCUUCCAUUCGAUCCAAAUUUUAUUGACAAUAUUUCUUUCAAGAAGCUGUUGCAUGGCGAUGAUCAGUACUGGACUCAUCAACUUGGCAGCGUGUCUACAAGCAAUAAUCUUCAUGCUCCCUUGAAUAUUGAAUAUCCGUCGACUAAUUACAAUAUGGUGCCGGCCGGGGUUUUGGAGAACACAAUCAUGAGCAAUCAUCCUAAUGCCUCGAUGAACUAUUAUGACAUAACCAGACAAUUCGCGCCACAAUAUAUGCCGUACGGCCCGUACCCGGUGAUGUCAAAUAUUUCUUCUCAUAUGCAUGGCUUCCAAGUGAAUGAUUUGUAUCAUGAUAUCGGCGAGUUUGAUAUGAAGAACAAGCAUUUGUUAUGA
Molecule: messenger RNA, 1017 nt
Organism: Alnus glutinosa
Lineage: Eukaryota; Viridiplantae; Streptophyta; Magnoliopsida; Fagales; Betulaceae
Product: agamous-like MADS-box protein AGL82
Exons: 1
Coding region: 1-1017 (338 amino acids)
Biological process (GO): positive regulation of transcription by RNA polymerase II
Molecular function (GO): protein dimerization activity; RNA polymerase II cis-regulatory region sequence-specific DNA binding; DNA-binding transcription factor activity, RNA polymerase II-specific
Source: RefSeq, a predicted model, not a curated record